AUGGCGACUCUCGUCGACGAGGAGAAGAAGGCGGAGCGCUUCAGCAUCAGCGAGCCCAAGCUUGACCUGGAGAUCGGCGAUGUGCACGACCUCGACGAGGCCGAGAUCUUCCUCCGCGACAACGGCUAUGGCCCGGAACGGCUGCAGGAGCUGCUCAGCGACGAGGCCGGGGUCAAGAGGCUGAUCCGCCGUGUUGAUCUGCGGCUGCUCCCCCUGCUCGCGGGCACCUAUGUGCUGCAAUACAUCGACAAGCAGGCGCUGUCGUACGCGGCCGUCUUCGACCUCUUCAGCGACACGGGCAUCAACCAGAAUCAGUACAGCUGGUUUCCCAGCAUGUUCUACCUCGCCUACCUCGUGGCAGAGUAUCCCUGGAGCGCGCUGGCCCAGCGGACGUACAUGGCCAAGGUCGUCUCUGGCUGCGUCGUCGUCUGGGGCGCCAUCCUGAUGCUCACGGCGACCAGCAGCAACUUUGCCGGCAUGGCCACCUGCCGCACCCUCCUCGGCGUCUUUGAGGCGCCUAUCACGCCCUGCUUCAUGAUGAUCGUGAGCAUGUGGUAUAUGCGGGACGAGCAGCCCUUUCGGGCCGGCGUAUUCUACAGCUGCAACGGCGUGGGUGCCAUGAUCGGCGGCAUCUUGUCGUACUGCAUCGGCCAGAUCGACACGUUCCCGGUGUGGAAGGCCAUCUUCCUGCUCUGCGGUGGUCUCACGGUGAUCUGGGGCGUGGUCAUGUACUUCUUCCUGCCCGACGACAUCAUGUCGGCGCGCCAGUUCAGCGUAGAGGACAAGGCCACGCUGAUCGCUCGAGGCAAGGUCGGACGCACCGGCAUCCUCAGCCGGAAGAUCAAGUGGAGCCAGAUGCGCGAGGCUUUUCUCGAUCCGCAGGUCUGGCUGUUGUUCCUCUUCACGCUGCUCAACGAGGUGAUCAACGGCGGCAUCGCCAACUUUGGCAAGCUCAUCAUCAAGGGCCUGGUGCACGACGCGCUCCGCACAACGGCGCUGGGCAUUCCGCUGGGUGCCUUCCAGAUCGUCUGGAUCCUGUCGGGCACCUACAUCGCCUCGCGCUUCCGCAACGUACGCACGUUUGUCAUGAUGGCCUACCUCGUACCCACGAUCAUCGGCGUGGCCCUGAUGUGGAAGCUGGAUCGUCACCACCAAAAGGUCGGCGUCCUGUUCGGCUACUACAUCUCGGGUGCCUAUGUUGCUUCCCUCGUCGUCACUCUCCAGAUGCCGGCGGCCAACCUGGCCGGAUACACGAAGCGAACCACGGGCACGGCCAUCGUCUUUGCCGCCUAUUGCAUCGGCAACGUUAUCGGCCCUCACGCCUUUCUCGACUCCGAGGCCCCCAUCUACCAGACUGGCUGCAAGGUGUGCAUGGCCUGUGCCAUCUGUCAGGUGGUCGUGGCUGUUUGUCUGCGCGUGCUGCUAGUCUGGCGGAACAAGCAGAAGGAUGUCGCACAAGGAGCGGUAGCUCUGGACGAUCCGGUUGUUGAUGAGCUGACCAAUGACAUCACCGACUUUGAGAAUCCGCGGUUCAGAUAUAUGCUUUGA
Molecule: messenger RNA, 1548 nt
Organism: Grosmannia clavigera kw1407
Lineage: Eukaryota; Fungi; Ascomycota; Sordariomycetes; Ophiostomatales; Ophiostomataceae
Product: major facilitator superfamily transporter
Exons: 3
Coding region: 1-1548 (515 amino acids)
Biological process (GO): transmembrane transport
Cellular component (GO): membrane
Molecular function (GO): transmembrane transporter activity
Source: RefSeq, a predicted model, not a curated record